ACAAAUAGGAAGCGGAUUAAUUGACAUCUGCCAACCAUAGCUUUUGUCGCUUACAAUGCUCCUGGAGCCGUCCUUAUAUUCUAUUAAUAGCAUACUCAUCUUAGAUAGUGAAGGGAAGCGCAUUUUAACGAAGUAUUAUGACUCAUCGUUUCCAACUGUUAAGCUUCAACUCGAAUUCGAGUCGAAACUCUUCAAAAAAACAAGCAAAACUAAUGGCGCGGAAAUCACGUUGCUGGACGGCGCGACCUGUGUUUAUCGUAACGUGGGCGAUCUUUACUUUUAUGUUGUUGGGGAUGCUAACGAAAACGAAGUGAGUCACAUAAUGGAUCUUUCAUUUUGUAAGUUAUUACUCGUCAGUGCCCUUCAGUGCUUGUACGAUUCUGUCAGUCAAGCUCUGAAACGAUCAGUCGAAAAGAAAACACUGAUGGAUAAUCUAGAUUUAAUUUUCCUUAUAGUUGAUGAACUGUGUCAUAAUGGGUAAAUAGUGGAAUAAAUUAAUAUAUGCUUUAAAGCAUACUUUUAGAGUCCGACGCAACCGCCUUAGUGUCUCGAGUUGGUGCAAGGACAGACGAUAUCCCACUUGGAGAGCAAACGGUAGCACAGGCUAUCCAAAAUGCAAAAGAACAAAUACGCAUGUCUUUAAUCAAGUAGUUCAGUGAAAAGGAAAUACAUACUUAUUUUCACUGUUUUUUGAUGGGAACUAUGGGUCGGUAAUUGAGUAAUAACUUUUGUAUCUACUCCAACAUUUGUCACAUUACAGUUGUUCAUAUUUA
This is a messenger RNA of Schistosoma haematobium, 773 nucleotides long. RefSeq names its product Coatomer subunit zeta-1, variant 3. The record is from RefSeq and is a predicted model, not a curated record. The coding region runs from base 56 to 481 and encodes 141 amino acids. Gene Ontology annotation, cellular component: COPI vesicle coat. Gene Ontology annotation, biological process: retrograde vesicle-mediated transport, Golgi to endoplasmic reticulum; intracellular protein transport; intra-Golgi vesicle-mediated transport. NCBI's taxonomy places the organism in Eukaryota, Metazoa, Platyhelminthes, Trematoda, Strigeidida, Schistosomatidae. The transcript is spliced from 5 exons.